This is a messenger RNA of Oncorhynchus mykiss (rainbow trout), 1738 nucleotides long. RefSeq names its product L-lactate dehydrogenase B chain. Lineage: Eukaryota; Metazoa; Chordata; Actinopteri; Salmoniformes; Salmonidae. The record is from RefSeq and is a predicted model, not a curated record. Gene Ontology annotation, biological process: pyruvate metabolic process; lactate metabolic process. Gene Ontology annotation, molecular function: L-lactate dehydrogenase (NAD+) activity. Gene Ontology annotation, cellular component: cytoplasm.
CAGCCAGUGGUAAAGCCCUAUGUUGCAUCCUCCUCUUUCUCCUCCUGCUAAAACACAUUUAAAACCCGCACUCCACAAGUGAAGUCGUCACGCCCUCUCACCAGCUUCUUCACUCGCCUGCCUCUUUGGACCAAAAAGGGAUAUAACUGCUCGUUAAAUCUCUGGAAAAUCGUUGUGAAUCAUGUCGUCUGUGAUGCAGAAGUUGCUCACCCCCGUGGCCAGCGGCCCCGCGGAGCCCCCCAGGAACAAGGUGACCGUGGUGGGGGUGGGCAUGGUGGGUAUGGCCUGUGCCGUCAGCGUCCUCCUCAGGGACUUGGCUGAUGAGCUGGCUCUGGUUGACGUGAUGGAGGAUAAGCUGAAGGGAGAGAUGAUGGACCUGCAGCACGGGAGCCUCUUCCUAAAGACGUCUAAGAUAGUCGCUGACAAAGAUUAUGCCGUAACGGCUAACUCCCGCAUCGUGGUUGUGUCCGCUGGCGUGCGUCAGCAGGAGGGAGAGAGCAGGCUCAACCUGGUCCAGAGGAACGUCAACAUCUUUAAACACAUCAUCCCACAGAUUGUCAAACACUCCCCCAACUGCACCCUUAUUGUGGUGUCCAACCCAGUGGACGUGCUGACCUAUGUGACGUGGAAGUUGAGCGGAUUGCCCAAACACCGUGUCAUCGGCAGCGGCACCAACCUGGACUCCGCCCGCUUCCGUUUCCUGAUGGCUGAGCGCCUGGGCAUCCAUGCCUCCAGUUUCAACGGAUGGGUGCUGGGAGAACACGGCGAUACCAGUGUCCCUGUGUGGAGUGGUGUCAAUGUGGCUGGAGUCAACUUGCAGAAGCUGAACCCAGAGUUUGGCCUUGACGGAGACAAGGAGGACUGGAAGGCCACCCACAAGGCAGUGGUCGACAGUGCCUACGAGGUGAUUAAGCUGAAGGGGUACACUAACUGGGCCAUCGGCCUGAGUGUGGCUGAUCUCACUGAGAGCAUCAUCAAGAACAUGAGCAGGAUCCACCCUGUCUCCACCAUGGUCAAGGACAUGUAUGGUAUUGGCGAGGAGGUGUUCCUGUCCCUGCCAUGUGUGCUGAACAGCAACGGAGUGGGCAGCGUGAUCAAUAUGACCCUGACCGACGCUGAGGUGGGACAGCUGAAGAAAAGCGCAGACACACUCUGGGGCAUCCAGAAGGACCUCAAGGACAUCUAGACACACACAUCUACCCUCCCUUUUCCGUUCCCGAUGCAGUCAAACACAGACCUAGUUCCAACCGUCCUCCGAUCUACUGGAUCCAUCUCCCUUUCAUCUUAAUCUACUGGUAUACUCUUCCUUUCACCCCCCCCCCCCCCCCUUUCCUUUUGUAGGAUUAGGUUGCUGUGUUUCCAUGCUAGGUACUGUGUGAACCAGUAUGACUGUGUGCACCCUCAUUGGAUUCAUGUGUUGAAGCUAUUGUACUACGAUCAAAAAAAAAUGUUGGCUUUAUCCUCCGUUUGCACUGUCUUGAAGCACUGUUCUGUUCACUUCCUGUAGUGAGCGCAGAAACACAGACCCUGUAACUCAGUCCUCCUGAGGGGAGCAGUGGUGUUGGUUAUUGUGUGAGGAGAGAUGUUCAGUCUUUCUUUCUGGCAAUCAAUGUCAGAGGGAGAUAGGGCAGAGGUGGAAUCAAUCGAAACGGCCUACUUUAUUUAGACUUACUGUAACACCCAUGUUGAUUGUGUAAUGAAUGACAACAACAACCAAUUAAUAAAUAUUUGAACCUUA